CAAUUAUUAUUUUUUCUUCAUCAGUUGUAUACUUCAUAUAUCCCAACUUAAAGAUAUCCAACUUUCUAUCUAUUUAGGAUCUUGCCGUACCUUUUGUAAUAUAAGGCGAGAAAGACAAUACUGAGAUCGAGUUUCUGGCUGCAACUGAUAAAGUGGAGCAAUAAUUGAGUGUUUUACUUGAUGUCCAUAAAUUCACAAACCAGAUCUAAAUGGAUUCUAGAUAUAUUUAAGAAGUCCAGGGAAAAGGAAACCGUAUCGGAUUGUGACGAUCAGUAUAAGUUAAUGGGGAAAGAUCGGAAAUUGAUACCAGAAAGUGUACCACGAAGUAGUAUACCCGAAGAUGACCACAAAUAUACAGAAAUCACAAAUUGUCAAUGUUGUGGCUUAAUUCUCACAUAUCCAGUUGCAUCUGAUAGAUUCAAAUGUUCAGCAUGUGACACUAUAAAUGUUACAGGUAGGAAUACAGAUAAGCGAGACCCUGUGCCACUCCCACUAUCGUAUAAAAGUAUAUGUGAAGACGUCGAUAGAGUUAUGUUAAAGGCAGAAACUUUGAUCUCCCAGGGAAAGAAAGACCACUCAUUACGUGAGGUAUUCGAACCUUUAUCGAUCAAUAUGUAUAAAUCUUUCAAAUCCAAAGAAUGUUUGAAUAAUUCAUUCAAACUUAAAUGGAAAAGCAAGUCCCUUCAUUAUACAACGUCAAACAUUGAUCGAAGCGCCAUACGUUCUACUUUUAUUUUACUUUCGAGACUCCCUACGAAGAAGCCAUUAUUCAAUGCGCUUUCAGCGGCCGUUGAGUUAUUAAAACGAAGUACAGUAUUGACUGAUGAUGAUCCAAGAUGCUUAGUAUUUCUUCUCAUCUUUUUAGAGAUUCCAUUUAUUCGACAAGCAAUACUUCCUAUGACUAGCAAAUCAGAAAACAAAAUGGUUGAUGUAUUGGAAAUAAGACUUCUAUUAAUUGAAGUUUUCUCUAGAACUUUAGGUAAAUUGGCACAUGCAACUACUCCAAAUUCCAACAAUUAUAUAUGUAGUUGGUUUGCAAUGUUACCCAAGGAAGAUUUCAUGGAAAAAGUUGAUCUACUAAACCUUUAUAUCACUAUCCAAUUAAAGGAAUAUUACACAUUAGCACAAAAGUAUCAACUGAAUAGGAAAAGACCUCUAAGUAUAUCUAGCAAUAGAAGGAAUUAUACUACGACUAGUACUACUGAAAUUGAGAAGAAUGAUGGCACAUCAUCUGAUAGUAGUCGGAUUUCAAGCUCUCAAGGUGCGAAUAGUAACCACAUAACAAAUGUAUUGGGAUCUGGACCUUCUAAGAAAGAACAAGUUGUGAAAAUCAAACUUAUUCAGUACGGGAAUGAUUGGCAUUUAAAAUGUUCUUCAUUGGUUCUAAAUAUGUUUGUAAAGGCCAAUUUUGUUCGAGAGCAUCGAUUUCCUUGUAAUGUCUUCUAUAAUUCAUUAGUAGAUUAUGUGAAUUUAAAGAUAGAUUUUGACUCUUGGCAAGUGAACAGAAAGUUACAAAUAAUGAAACCAAAUGAAUGCACGUCGCCAGACAUCCAAACAGUACUCAGCUACAUUAACGAUACUUCCGGUCAAUACAUGAGUGCUCCAGAUUUUUUCUUUUGUCAGUACCCAUUUUUAAUUUCUCUAGGUGCAAAAAUUACCAUAUUGGAAUUUGAAGCAAGAAUAAAGAUGGAGAGAAAAGCUGAAGAAGCGUUUAUCAAUGCGUUGGAUAAAAAGUCUGUUGUCGAUGUAUACUUCAGGGUAGUUGUAAGACGAGAGAAUAUUGUUCAGGAUUCGCUACGAUGUAUUAAAUUGAACUUGGCAAAUUUACAAAAAUCGCUCCGAGUACAGUUUGUUAACGAGCCUGGUAUUGAUGCUGGUGGCUUGAAAAAGGAAUGGUUUUCAUUGUUAACAAAGUCACUAUUCACCCCUUCAGCGGGUAUGUUUACAGAAGUGGAAUCAAAUUAUCUUUGGUUUCAUGUAAUUGCACUCAACGGAUUGGAGAUGUACUAUCUAUUUGGAGUAAUCAUGGGCUUGGCAAUAUACAAUUCAACUAUAUUAGAUUUGAAUUUCCCGCCAGCGGUAUACAAAAUAUUAUUGGGUAAGCCGUUGUCAUUUGCUGAUUAUAGAAUGAUAUUCCCUGAAGUAGCCGACAAUUUAAUGAAGUUGAAAGGAUAUAAUGAGGAUGAACUUACUUCAUUGGCACUUACAUUCGAAGUUCUGUUCUAUGAUACCAUUGGAAUGCAUCAUACACAUGAGUUAAUUCCCAAUGGAAACAGAAUUGAAGUGGAUAAAACAAAUGUCGAUAAGUAUAUUGAAAAGUACUACAUGUUUUUCCUUUCUGAAGGUAUAUCGAAACAGCUUGGCCAACUUACUAGAGGGUUUUCAGAUGUUAUUGGAGGUAAUGCACAAUCCCUAUUCUUACCAGAGGAAAUUGAAUUAUUAUUAUGUGGCAGUGAUGAAAAGCAAUUGGAUAUAAAUGUUCUUAAAUCCAUUACAAACUACACUGGAUGGAAAGAUUCAAUAGAAGCUGAAAAUAGCGAAGUUGUUAUUUGGUUUUGGGAGUAUAUGAAUUCAAUUUCAUUUAAAGAACACCAGAAGAUACUAAGAUUUGUUACUGGUUCCGACAGAGUUCCAGCUACAGGAUUACAGAAUUUAAAUUUCAAGAUUAGUCUAGUUGGGCACACGGAUAGUGACAGACUUCCAGUGGCUCACACAUGCUUCAAUGAGUUGGCAAUUUAUCAAUACAAUUCCAAGAAAAAGUUCAUCUAUAAACUACAACAGGCAAUUAGCGAAAGUUCUGGUUUUGGCCUCAAGUAA
Molecule: messenger RNA, 2817 nt
Organism: [Candida] anglica
Lineage: Eukaryota; Fungi; Ascomycota; Pichiomycetes; Serinales; Debaryomycetaceae
Source: the annotation of a GenBank genome assembly